Messenger RNA from Symbiodinium natans, 453 nucleotides. Lineage: Eukaryota; Dinophyceae; Suessiales; Symbiodiniaceae. The record is from the annotation of a GenBank genome assembly.
AUGCUCCUCUUCGGAGGACAUGGCACCGAUCCGAGAAGGCUGCAGUGCUGGGCAAAGUCCCCGCGCAAACGAAAAUUGGGCUGCCAACCGAGGCCCAGAGUCCGGCCCACGCCUGGCGCCCGGCAUUGUUCUUGUGGCGCGACAUGGCAUACCUGCACCCUGGCCUUUUGUCUUUUGUGUUUUCCACGGGGGCCGUGCUGCUGCCGAGGAUUUGAGAACAAUGAUACGUGGAGCUUCGACCUGCAGGCUGGUGGGACUUUAGGAACCGAUGAGAAAAGGAUGUCAAUCCUGGCACAUCCCAUGACUGUUGAAGGGUGCCAAAAUCACGGUGAGCAAGCCUACAUGGCGCAAUGGGCUUUCUUGAAGACUUGGGUGAUUCAUGUGCCCACAGCAUUCCGGGCUAAGUCCCUCACCAAGACCCUUUUGAAUUUAGCAACACCCAAAGACCUCUAA